Messenger RNA from Penaeus vannamei (Pacific white shrimp), 744 nucleotides. The record is from RefSeq and is a predicted model, not a curated record. NCBI's taxonomy places the organism in Eukaryota, Metazoa, Arthropoda, Malacostraca, Decapoda, Penaeidae.
AUGAGCCGCAUCCACCCUCAUCCACUCCUGUACCCACGCCCGGCACUCACAUACCUAGCAUCCAAUCUUGCAUCGCCCACCACCCAACUCCUGCACCCACGCCCGCACCCACGCCCAGACUCACAUACCCGCAUCCACCCUCAUCCACUCCUGUACCCACGCCGCAAUCACAUACCUGCAUCCACUUCAUUCCGCCCACAACCCACUCCUGCCACCCACGCCCGCCACCACGCCCAGACUCACAAUACCCCGCAUCCACCCUCAUCCACUCCUGUACCCACGCCCGCCACUCACAUACCUGCAAUCCAUCUUCAUCCGCCCACACCCACUCCGCCACCCACCCCAGCACCCACGCCCAGACUCACAUACCCGCAUCCAUCCUCAUCCACUCCUGUACCCACGCCCACACUCACUAUACCUGCAUCCACUCAUCCGCCCACACCACUCCUGCACACGCCCGCACCACGCCCAACUCACAUUCCCGCAUCCACCUCAUCCACUCCUGUACCCACGCCCGCACCACAUCCUGCAGCCCACACCCACUCCUGCACCACGCCCGCACCCACGCCCAGACUCCACAUACCCGCAUCCACCCUCAUUCCACUCCUGCCCAUCACAUACCCCCAUCUCAUCCACACCCACUCCUGCCCCGCCCCGCACCCACAUACAUACCAGGCCACCCACAUACCCGCACCCACGCCCACGCCCAGACCGUGCAUCAGCCACGGACGCCGCACAAAGUGA